Gigantopelta aegis is the source of this 561-nucleotide messenger RNA. RefSeq lists its product as uncharacterized. NCBI's taxonomy places the organism in Eukaryota, Metazoa, Mollusca, Gastropoda, Neomphalida, Peltospiridae. The coding region runs from base 54 to 389 and encodes 111 amino acids. The transcript is spliced from 4 exons. The record is from RefSeq and is a predicted model, not a curated record.
AUCCAUAAGCUGUAACUUCGGAAUAUAUAAACAUCUUGUUGUAGGACCUAACAAUGACGAUGCUUCUGUUUGUUAUCAUCGUGGCCAUUUACGGCAUCACGGUAAAAGGGGAAUGCUCGGAAGCAGAGUAUCAAUGGAGUUUAGAAACCUGUACAGAGAUAACAACAAACUCUGGAGUUUCAAAAGACCUUAAGGACAUGACUGAUGAGGAGAGAUGGGCAGUGUGCUCAAAUUAUCUUGAAAGAGUAUGGUGUGUACAUGGUAUACUCAACGUGUGUGAAAACUCGCCACAGUUAAUGUUCCGUGGUAAUAGCUUGGAUGAAAUGAAAGCUUUAGUAGAGGAUCAACGCAAAGAUCUUCAGAAGUUUUGUGGUAGAGCACAUGACUAACAACGCACAGCAAAGAACUAUACUUCAGGAUGAUUUCUUUAAUACUCCGUCAACCAGAUUUAAUGGUCUCCCAGUAAAUUCACAUUCGUAGCUAUCAUAACUAUUGUAACAUCCGUCUAUAAACUAUGAUACAUGCUAAUUUUAAUUUGUGAUUAAAGAAGAUUUUCUAUAA